Molecule: messenger RNA, 1668 nt
Organism: Soboliphyme baturini
Lineage: Eukaryota; Metazoa; Nematoda; Enoplea; Dioctophymatida; Soboliphymatidae
Source: the annotation of a GenBank genome assembly
AUGGGCGUCGAGGAGGUGAACGGUGCGGCAGAUGUUUCAAAAGAGACCCCUGCGACAAGAGACACCCUUGAUGAUGCUUCUGCAGUUCAUAGAGCGAAGCUAGAUGUAGCCAACACUGGCGCUGACCAAACUUUUACACCUCGGUGGGACUACUGUGAUUCUAGCGAUGAAGAGGAUCUGCGCAACACGAUUGGCAAUGUUCGGAUCGGCUGGUAUGAUGGAUUCGGACACGUAGGUUAUGAUUGGUCUGGCAAAAAAAUUCUAAAGCCUGCUCAGAAGUCGGAAAUCGACAAGUUUCUUGAAACCCUUGAAGACCCUAACUACUGCGCUAUCACUACUCUUACGAUGUUUUACAGGCGUAAAGUCACUGACAGACAGACCGGUCGCGACGUUGUUCUCAAUGAUCACGACGUCCAAGUAAUUCGAAACAUCAGCCAUGGCCGUUUUCCAGUUCCGGGUUACAAUCCGUAUCAGGUAGAAAAGUUGGCCAAAGCGAUUCAGAGUGGCCGAAUCAAACCAAAAGUUGAGAAAACAACAGUAAAGAAGCAUGAAUUUUAUGAUUUAUGGACAGGAGAAACCCAACUGACCAGAAACCAGCAAGCUAGAAUGAAGAUGGCCAUUCCUGCUCCGAAAAUGCACUUGCCAGGCCAUGAGGAAUCAUAUAAUCCUCCAACGGAAUACCUUUUUACUGAAACAGAGAUAGAGAAGUGGAAAAAGUCAGAGCCGGAGGAACGUAAACUCGACUUUAUCCCGCUCAGUGUUGAUCCAAGCGAUUUGUUGCCGAAGUUGCCCAAAGCUAGCGACCUGCAGCCGUUCCCAAGCGAAUUUAUCUUGGUAUACCGUGGUCAUACAAAAAUGGUGCGAGCAGUUACCGUUGAUCCAAGCGGACAAUUCGUUGCAUCAGGAAGUGAUGAUGAAACAGUCAGGAUUUGGGAGGUUGUCACUGGCCGCUGUUUGCGAGUCUUCCACGUGAAGGGUACUAUCAAUUCAAUGGCAUGGUGUCCUAACGUCAAGCUCACCCUAAUCGUUUUGGCAGUGUUUGUUAGAAACGUAAAGCAGGUCACUUGGCACGCAAAAGGCGACUAUUUCGCAGCCGUGAUGCCUGAUGGCGGCAGCAGUUCGGUUGUUGUUCAUCAGUUGUCGAAGCUAAAGUUUCAGGUUGUCAAUGUUUCUUUGUUUCUUCGCUUUUAUCACAGGGCGUUUCAGUAUCCUUUCUCGAAAAAUAAAGGAUUUGUCCAGAAGAUUAUCUUUCAUCCGUUACGUCCGUACUUUUUCGUUGCUACCCAGCGGCAUAUUCGUAUUUACAAUCUUGUCAAGCAGCAAAUGAUAAAGAAACUGGUGGCAAACUGCAAAUGGAUUUCAUCCAUGGCUUUGCAUCCUAAAGGUAAAUUGAUUGCUGUUCAAUGCUUUCAUUCGGCAGCUGUCAGAUCUGUCGCGUUUCAUAAUCGUUAUCCUCUGUUUGCUUCUGUUUCUGAUGAUGGUACGGCGACCAUCUGUCAUGGCAUGGUUUACAACGACCUUAUGCUAAAUCCGCUAAUUGUUCCCGUUAAAGUUUUGCGCGGCCACAAGGUUGUUAACAAUUUUGGAAUACUUGAUUGCGCAUUUCACCCAGUUCAGCCGUGGCUGUUUACCUGCGGUGCCGACGGUACGGUUCGACUAUAUGCAUGA